AUUAUUGGGUAGCACGGAGGAAGUAUCUUCAUUAGCUGUACUCCAGUGUCAGCAGAGCCAUCACAUAUACGGCAUCCUUCUUGUCCAAACACAACUAACAAUAUUUCGUGUGGGAAAAUAAUUGAAAUCGGAUGAAAUUAGAACACGACGGAUUGAAUUUCUGGCUUCUACUUAAAACUGUGUGGUAGCUAGAGAGUUGGCGGUGAAAAAGAUAGGAAAUUUGCAGAGAGAGCCGACCAAUCAGUGCAUAAUUAUAAUACGACUACACCACGGAUUGGUUCACGGUGGAAAUUAUUGAGGAGAGGUGGGUCCUUGCUCCAAGAUCUCUUGCUAUAAACCUGAAGAUGGAUCCUCCCCGAGCCUCAAGAUAAGUAGUGUUGGGAAAUCCUGCAAUCAUAGUGAGUUAGGAGAUGAGUAUCCCACAUAUUUUAUUUGUUCCUUAUCCAGCACAAGGUCAUGUAAUGCCCAUGAUGGAGCUUGCACAAAAAAUUGCAGAGCAUGGCCUCAGAGUCACAUUUGUGAAUUCCGACUUUGUGCACAACCAGAUUAUGAGUACAUUGUCGAAGAAGAAUGACUUUGGAGACGGGAUACAUCUGGUUUCGAUAUCAGAUGGACUGGAACCAGGGGAAGACAGGAAAGACCUUGGAAAGUUAACGGCAGCUAUGCACAAAUUCAUGCCAGGGAAGCUGCAGGAGGUCAUUGAAAAAAUUAAUAGAGCGGAGGAUGAUGGAAAAAUCUCGUGUGUCGUUGCUGAUAUAAGUAUUGGAUGUGCAUUUGAAAUUGCAGAUAAGCUCAAGAUAAAGGCAGUAGCCUUCUGCCCUGCAGCUGCUGCACAGAUGGCCGUGUUUUUUAGUCUUCCAAAGUUACUUGAAGAUGGGAUUAUAGAAAAUGACGGGAACGUCACAAAGAAGCAGAUGAUCCAUCUAUCACCGACAAUGCCUCCCUUAAACACGGAAACAUUUGUAUGGGCCUGUUUCAGUGACUUGGCUACCAGGAAAGCUAUGUUUGAGCUUUUUGCUAUUGGCAGCAAAUAUAUGAAGCUUGCAAAAUGGAUAUUGUGCAAUUCUGCCUACGAGCUGGAAUCAGCAGCAUUUACAUCAUUUCCAGAGAUGUUGCCAAUAGGUCCACUUUCAGCAAGCAACAAGCUGGGAGACAAGCAAGGCAGCUUCUGGCCAGAAGACUCAGCCUGUCUGUCAUGGCUUGAUCAGCAGCCUGCAUGCUCUGUCAUCUACAUUGCGCAUGGGAGCUUCACAAUUUUUGAUCAAAUACAAUUCCAGGAAUUGGCUCUAGGCCUCGAGCUCACUAACAGGCCUUUCUUGUGGGUUGUACGUCCGGAUAUGACUGAUGAAACCUCAGACAUUUACCCGAAAGGAUUUAAAGAGCGAAUUGGAAGUCGUGGAAAAAUGGUUAGCUGGACACCUCAAGUAAAAGUUCUGCGACAUCCUUCAAUUGCCUGCUUCUUAAGUCAUUGCGGAUGGAAUUCUACUGUCGAAGGUGUAAGCAAUGGAGUGCCAUUCUUGUGCUGGCCUUACUUUGCGGACCAGUUCUUUAAUCAGACGUAUAUUUGUGAUGUUUGGAAGGUCGGGUUGAGAUGUGACAAAAAUGAAAAUGGCAUCAUCAGCAAAGAUGAAGUCAAGAGCAAGGUAGAGCAACUACUUGGCGACAACAAUUUCAAAGAAAGAGCUAUGAAUCUUAAAGAAAAGGUUGUCAAUGCUGUUUCAAGAGAUGGCUGCUCUAACAAGAACUUGAGCAAUUUUAUUGAAUAUUUAAAGUGAAUGCAACUACUUUGAAGUGAAUGCAACUACUUUGUUCUCUUUCGGUAAUUACGAAAUGAAAGUUUUUUGCCUCGGUUUAUUUA
This is a messenger RNA of Daucus carota subsp. sativus, 1858 nucleotides long. Its product is annotated as UDP-glycosyltransferase 83A1-like. The record is from RefSeq and is a predicted model, not a curated record. The transcript is spliced from 2 exons. The coding region runs from base 411 to 1775 and encodes 454 amino acids. Gene Ontology annotation, molecular function: UDP-glycosyltransferase activity. NCBI's taxonomy places the organism in Eukaryota, Viridiplantae, Streptophyta, Magnoliopsida, Apiales, Apiaceae.